Messenger RNA from Acanthamoeba castellanii str. Neff, 1647 nucleotides. Its product is annotated as Histone-lysine N-methyltransferase. The transcript is spliced from 7 exons. The record is from RefSeq and is a predicted model, not a curated record. Bases 1 to 1647 code for a protein of 548 amino acids. Gene Ontology annotation, molecular function: protein binding. NCBI's taxonomy places the organism in Eukaryota, Discosea, Longamoebia, Acanthamoebidae.
AUGAGCAACCAAAAGAAUCGCGGUGGGAAGAACAAGAGGCAUGCGGAUGAGGUGAAGAUUUCGUCUUCCUCCGCGUCGCGCCCUGCCGCGAUUGAAAAUGGAGAUGGGAGCGGGAUUGUGGAUGAAUUGAUGAAUUUCAAGCGGCAGCUGGAGACCGACCUGGUCAAGACCAUCAUGUGCGAGAAGACGCCGGCCAAGGGCACCGUCGUCAUCGCCAAGAAGGACAUUCCGGCUGGGACGACCAUCCUCGCGGAGCCGGCCAUUGCCUGGCAGCCGCUCGAGGAUCGCAUCAUGUCCGUGUGCCAUCAUUGCAUGACCGAAGUGCCUAGAUGGGCGGUCGGUUGUGGUGAAGGCGCGGGCGGCUGCUCGGGCCUGGGCUACUGCUCGCCCAAGUGCCGGGAGGCCAGCGAGGCGCUGCACCGCGUCGAACACAAGGUUUUCCUGCAGGCCCGCGACAUCGCCAACCGGACCAAGGCGGACAUCACCCUCAUCAAGCUCGCCACCCGCAUCAUCGCCCUACGGUCGCUGAGCGAGGGCCACCGAGUGCAGUUCGAGCGGGGCGUCAUGGCCAUGAUGGGCCACGAGGACGAGUGCCCGCAGCAGUGGGUGGACAGCAUCACCGAGACCGCGAAGCUGGUGAUGCCGCUGCUCCCCAAGCCGGCCCGCCUGUCGGCCCGCGAGUUCGUCAAGGUGUGCGCGCGCAUCAACACCAACUCGCACCGACAGCACCACAUGUUCGUGCCCCAGCGCAUCCUGGGCGUGGGGCUCUACCCGCUGGCCUCGCUCAUCAACCACAGCUGCCAGCCCAACUGCGGAUUCUACAACCGCGGACCCACGCUCUACAUCCGCACCCUCUGCGACGUGAAGGAGGGCGAGGAGCUGUGCUAUUCGUACAUCGACCUGUACCAGAGCAGGAGCAAGAGGAAGGCCGAGCUGCUCGAGACCAAGCACUUCGACUGCCUCUGCAACCGCUGCUCGCCCCCCAUCACCGACUCUGUUGAUCGGUACCUGAGCGGAUUCCAGUGCCCCAACAAGGCCAAGACGUCGUGCGACGGGCUGCUGGUGCUGCCCGACGGCGAGGGCCUCGCGUCGGAGAAGCCGGUCAGCUGCACUGCCGGGUGCGGCGAAACCAAAACCGCCGGCGACCUCCUCAAGGCCCAGAAGCGAGCCGAGAUCAUGCUCACGGCGAGCCAGUCGCUGUACUACGACCAGAAGCGAACGAGCGAUUCCAAGACGAUGCUGGACAAGCUCCUCACUGGCGGCUACUCCCCCGACGUCCAGCUCCACCCCUACCACCCCACCGUCUUCCAGGCUCACGUAGAUUCGAUCAAUGUGAGCGACGCGCUGGGCUACACACACAUGUCGAUCGACCACUGCGAGGCGGUGUUGCGCUGCGCCGAGGCCGUGCUGCCGAUGAACCACCUGGAGACGUCCAACUACUACUAUUACCAGGGCAUGCUCUACAGCGAGCAGCUGGCCAAGCGACAAGGCGCCGGCGGCGACGCGGUGGCGCCGGCGGGCGACGCAGCCGACGACACGAGGCGGGCGAAGGAGGCCUUCGGCAAGUGCCACACCAUGCGGUCGGUGUGGUUCGGCGCCGACCACCAGUGUGCCAUCAAACCCCUCGAGAAGAUGAACGCCCUCUAA